Molecule: messenger RNA, 2105 nt
Organism: Hyalella azteca
Lineage: Eukaryota; Metazoa; Arthropoda; Malacostraca; Amphipoda; Hyalellidae
Gene: Svip
Exons: 4
Coding region: 464-715 (83 amino acids)
Biological process (GO): negative regulation of VCP-NPL4-UFD1 AAA ATPase complex assembly; positive regulation of autophagy; negative regulation of retrograde protein transport, ER to cytosol
Cellular component (GO): endoplasmic reticulum membrane
Source: RefSeq, a predicted model, not a curated record
GUUGUGGAAAAAGCUUCAAAUCUUUUUAAAUUUUAUCAGACAUUUUAAUUAGAUUCUAUUCAUUGUCUAAGUAGUUUAAAUUGAAAGGCAAUGACUUGAGACAAUAUGAUGUCAUGUGUGCCAUUGAUGGUGAGAAGUAAGCUAGUAUUUUAUUUAAGAAUUAUGAUUAGUAGGCAAUAAUCUUAGACAUUGUAAUUUUUUUGAAAUUUCAUUGCUAUAUUUUAAAUUACCCAAUACUUGUUCUGCUAUAUCUUAACCUAAUAUCUAUUGACAGUAGCUCUACUAAUUAGACAUUCCCAUACAAUAAUUGAUCAUAGUUUCUUUUUUCAUAGAAAAUGAGCACUUUCUUCUGGCAACAUUGGUGAUUCCUCACAAAGCCUACUGAAGAAAAAUCAUGGCACUGAAGAAAAAAUAAUUGUUUACCCCAGCAUCCUUCUGAUUCAUUUAUAGAUAACGGAGUGCAAUGGGUAUUUGUAACUCCUGCUUUGGAAGCUCGUCUACAGACCUGACUGAUGAAGUUUCUGCUACAGAAAUGCGAGCAAAGCAACUAGCUGCUGCUGAGAAGAGGGCUCAGGAGAAUGCCAGCAGAGGUAUAGGCAAUCAAGCCAAAGUCCAGCAGUGGCAGAAACACCAAGAAAAUCUUGAAAAGCAGGAGAAAGCAGCAGCAGCUGCAGCAGGGGACAGAGAUAAUCCUUUGAAGUGGCAAGUGAACUGACCUGGCGACCUCUAGAUUUAGAAGCCUCCUUGAGGAAAACCUCCUCCGUCUUUUGUAUCUGGAUCUGAUUUCAAAGCUAAGCUCUUCAGGCGUCUGCACCUAAUUUAAUGGAGAAUUGAGGGAGAGAUUCAAAUUAAGCCUUUGGAUCUGAGGAAGCAUUCUCUCAUUCUUGACUCAAUGUUAGAUGAUUUGCAUUAACGCUUGCCAACUUUAUUGGAGAACCUUUGCUGAAGGCACAUAAUGUUAAUUUAAACUUUCAUAUCCUUUUAGUUUCGGUAGAAGUACCUUCCUUUCUAAUCAUGGGUACAUCUGAUAUCAUGUAUGGCCAGUUUUGAUGUUAGAAGUUGGGGAGAUAUCAAAGUGAAUUCUUUUUUUAUUUAUUCUGCUCUUAAGAGAGGUUUGCGCUAAUCCCAUAUCAAGUUGUUCAUUUUGUAACACGAGUGCCAAGAUGGUAUCUAAUUUUUUAUUUUUUGUCGAGCGGGUUUGGUCAAAAUGUACUAAGGCUAAGUUUCAAACCGGCAACUAAAUUUAAAUUAUUGAUCCUGUAAUUUAUAUGCCGAGACGCAGCUGAUUGUUCAGCGCUUGUUCAUUUUGUGAUUCCACGAGUCAUUACUCCUAGUCAGAAAUAGCCGUUCUUAAGGUAGAUUUUGUAAACUAUUUUAACUACUGUGAGACGCAGCUACAAGUCUCGAGUAUACACGAGUUGUUAACAGAUUACAAAAUAUUUCAACGUAGUAUAAUUAUCUUUAAUUCUUUACGUCUCACAAAAAUGAAUAUCAAUUCAUUGCUUACUAAAUUAAUUGAAUCUCUUAAGUUAUCUAUUCAUCUGUAAACAUUAACUUCAUAUUUGAAAAGUAUAUAGUGUUAGGCAUAACAAGCCAUCUUCCCGCUUGUGUCUAUGUCAGUCUUUGCAUAUUAUGUUACCUAGAUGAUUUGAGCUCUUGCAAGGCUGUUCAAGCCACGCAUAACGAUGCCUGUGUGCACUGAUGCCCUCCCGUGUUAUCGCCAAUCUCGCUGAAUUGAAGGCCAACAAAAAACGCUCUUUGCAGCAAUUCGCUUUCGACGUUUAUUUAUCCACAAUGCUCGCAGCACUGUCAAAAGAUGGACACGUUUGCUAUUUCAUUCCGUAAAGUUCCUCGGAUAAUCUGCUGAAGUAGAUAGCUGACUGAUGUAAAAUAUCGUCUUUAAUCACUUAUAGAGAACGUUUCCCACCCCCAGGCUUCUUUACUUUACCUUUAAGACACUGCAAUUCAAAGCAUAAAUUAUUUGUUGCAUUAUUCAUCUAAUGUAAUCUAUUUUUAGAUCUUUAACAUGCUGAGCUCAAAGGCUUCAAGGGAUGUAAGACUUGCAAAUAAAUUAUACAUGAACUAAUUAAAUCUCAAACCUUGAA